Molecule: messenger RNA, 1161 nt
Organism: Pelecanus crispus (Dalmatian pelican)
Lineage: Eukaryota; Metazoa; Chordata; Aves; Pelecaniformes; Pelecanidae
Source: RefSeq, a predicted model, not a curated record
UGCUUGACUGCUGAGGAAAUUUUUUCUUUGCAUGGGAUACCGAACAACAGUCACGUAUCAAAUUCAAGCUUCUCUACAAUAUGUCCUGCUGUUUUGCAACAGCUAAUUUUUCACCCGUGCGAUCAUCAGGAAAAUUUUGUGGAUACGUCUAAACCACGUUCUUUACAAGUUUGGGGAUUUGGGUUCCUGGCUGUGACUAUCAUUAACUUGGCAUCACUUCUGGGAUUGAUUUUAACUCCCCUCUUAAAGAAGUCGUAUUUUCCCAAGGUUUUAACCUACUUUGUGGGCUUGGCCAUUGGUACUCUCUUUUCUAAUGCAAUUUUCCAGCUCAUUCCAGAGGCAUUUGGGUUUGACCCCAAAGUAGAUAACUAUAUUGAGAAAGCCGUUGCUGUGUUUGGUGGAUUCUAUAUUCUCUUCUUUGUGGAAAGGAUUCUUAAAGUGAUAUUGAAGAUCUAUAACCAGACUGGCCAUAAUUACUCUGAAAAUGGCGAACAUAAGGAUAAGACUAACCCACCCAAACCACUGUCAUCCAGCAAUGGGGGGACGUGUUAUGCAAAUGCAGCCGUCAUAGAGAGCAAUGGAAAUCUUGGCUUUGACAGCAUCAGUGUGGUCUCAGCACAGGAAGAAGCCACCCAAAGCAACUUGUGCAAGUGUCUUAACGGGCCUCCGCUGUCAAAGAUUGGGACCAUUGCUUGGAUGGUAACACUGAGUGAUGCCGUACAUAAUUUCAUAGAUGGUUUGGCUAUUGGUGCUUCUUUCACUUUGUCUCUGCUUCAAGGGCUUAGUACCUCCAUAGCCAUCUUGUGUGAAGAGUUUCCUCAUGAACUGGGGGAUUUUGUCAUCUUGCUUAAUGCAGGAAUGAGUACUCGUCAAGCUCUGUUUUUCAACUUUCUGUCUGCAUGUUCCUGUUACAUUGGGAUGGCUUUUGGUAUAUUACUAGGCAACAACUUUGCUCCUAAUAUCAUCUUUGCCGUAGCUGGUGGAAUGUUCCUGUACAUAUCUCUGGCAGACAUGUUCCCAGAGAUGAAUGAUAUGAUGCAAGAGAAAGUGACAGGAAGAAAGAUGGAUCUCACAUUCUUCCUUAUUCAGAAUGCUGGUUUACUAACGGGGUUUACUGCUAUACUGUUGAUUACCUUGUAUGCAGGAAAUAUUCAGCUGUGA